Rotaria sp. Silwood1 is the source of this 1500-nucleotide messenger RNA. NCBI's taxonomy places the organism in Eukaryota, Metazoa, Rotifera, Eurotatoria, Philodinida, Philodinidae. The record is from the annotation of a GenBank genome assembly.
AUGGGUGGGAGAUUCGGUAAAAAGAAGAAGGAUCCGUUCGAUCCUAGUUUUCCACCACCCAAUGAUCCUUUCUAUCAAUAUGCAGCACCACUACCACCACCAGGUGGUUAUGGUAGGCCGCCUCCAUAUCCUUAUCCUCCAGGUUAUGGACCAGGAGCUGGCUUGGGUGAGGAUCCUUAUGAUAUAUAUGGAUAUGGUCCUAGAUAUUUACCAACGGAAUCAUUUGAACCAACCCUGAUGGGUGGUCCAUUGAGUCGUGGUCAGUCUCCUUGGAAUUAUGGUAAAUUAUAUAUGGGCAAUACAACAUUGCAAAUGAUACCAUUGAUGCAAAGAAAAUUAGCUAAAUUUUCACAAUUACAAGGCAUGUUAGGAAUGGGUAAUGGAUUAAUGCCAAUGAUGCCUUGUCUUCCAGCAUCAUGCUGUAUGCCUUGUCUUCCAGCAUCAUGUCCUAUGCCUUGUCUUCCAGCAUCAUGUCCUAUGCCUUGUCUUCCAGCAUCAUGCUCUAUGCCUUGUCUUCCAGCAUCAUGUUGUAUGCCUAUGGCUUCUCCAAUGAUAGCAGCUGCUACUCCAUUACCUACUGCAUGUAAUCCACUUGUUCAAUGUAUGUAUCCAAUGUCAUCAACGAAUUGUUGUAAUUGGAUGACUCCAUCAUCAUUUAUGUCGGCAUUAUCAACAGGUCCUUCGGCUUUUCGACCACCGUCACUUGAUUUUCCAUGUAAUGUUGGUAUGGUAAUGACUUAUCCGUGUGGUACACCAAAUCCUUUACUAGCACCACCAUCAUUUGGUGGUUUUUGUCCACAAUAUAAUGCUCGUGGUGGUAUGUCAUGUUGUUGUUGUUAUUGUACACCAUCAGUACCACCACCACCUGCAAUAAGUUAUUAUCCACGCCCAGUAUGUGUACCACAACCAUAUCCAGUUCCAUGUCCAGCUCCUGUACCUAUUCCUAAUGUUCAACAAGUACCAGUUCCACGAUGUGUACCUAAUAUUGCACCACCUAUUAUAGCUGAUUGUAAUUCAUGUGGUCCUGUACCAGCUGGAGCUCCAUUAUUACCAUCAGGAGGUGUUUUAAACCAAUGUGGUAUUAGUCCAUCAUUAGUUAUGGGAUCGAGUCGUAUAUCAAGUAAACAAACAUUAUUUAAUGAUGAUGAAACAAAUGAAAAUUUAAAAAGUCGAACAUCUAUUCGUAAAUCUUUUGAUGAAUCUCGUCGUAAAAAAGCUGAACGAAUUGCAGCUAGUUUAUCGAAACUUGGAUUAGAUAAUACUUCACCUAGACAUAGUAAUUCAAAUAGAAAAAAAUAUCGAAGGAAAUCAACUCGUCAUAUACAUAAUCGUACAAAUAAAGAUUUUUCUUUAGUUUCGAAAUCCAAUGAUGACGAUAUGUCAGAUUCGGAUUUGACAACAUUAGAUACAUUAUUUUCUUUAUCAAGAAAAAAACAAUUUAGUAAAUCUGAACGCCAUUCUCGUUCAAAUUAUCAUAAAAGUUUAUCAAUAUGUGAUUAA